AUGCCUUCUUUCACCUCAUCAAAGUUCCUUCUCCUCGGCGCGGCCGUUCUUGGGCUCGCAAAUGCCAGUGCGCUGCCCGCCAACAUCUUUGGUAGACAGGCGGCUACUCCGGAUGGAAGCUGUGGUGCCAGCAAUGGUGGUUACAAGUGUCCUACCGAUUCCUACAAGUGCUGUUCGCAGUAUGGAUGGUGCGGUGAUACCGAUGAAUACUGUGGAACUGGUUGCCAGAGUGGCUAUGGAACCUGCAGUGGAGGGUCUACUACCCCCACUACCUCCGCAGGUGGUUCUACUCCUACCGACACACCAAGCACAGGCGGCCGCUCAAAACCCGGAAGCGUUCCAUAUGGUUCCUUCAUCUACAGCUGCAACACACCCAACACAGUAGCCCUCACCUUUGACGACGGUCCAUUCAUCUACACCUCAAGACUCCUCGACAUCCUCUCAAGCAACGGCGUAAAGGCGACCUUCUUUGUCAACGGCCAAAACUGGGGUGAACCAAUUACGACUGCUACUAACCAGGCUAUCCUUGCGAGAAUGAAUAACGAGGGUCACCAGAUUGGAUCCCACACCUGGUCCCACCCGUACUUGUCUUCGCUCUCUGAUGCCGAUGUUACCAGCCAGAUGACCAUGGUUGAGAGUGCGGUCAGCAGUGCGAUUGGGAAAUAUCCGACUUACAUGCGCCCUCCUUACUUUGAUUGCGGUAGUGCCUGCUUGAACGUGAUGAACAACUUAGGUUAUCACGUCAUCCAUGCCAACGUUGAUCCUCAAGACUAUGCCCACACCGCCGACAUCCAGACAGCCUACAACUCCUAUGCUGGCGCCAUCCAGGCCGGUGGCAGUUACAUCGUAUUGAACCACGAUGUACACCAGACCACUGUCGAGAGCUUGGUGCAGAACGAGAUUGAUAAUGCAAAGUCCAAGGGAUUAACUUUUGCGACUGUUGGAGAGUGCCUUGGCGACCCUGCCGCGAACUGGUACAGAAACUAA
Molecule: messenger RNA, 987 nt
Organism: Morchella importuna
Lineage: Eukaryota; Fungi; Ascomycota; Pezizomycetes; Pezizales; Morchellaceae
Exons: 3
Coding region: 1-987 (328 amino acids)
Biological process (GO): carbohydrate metabolic process
Molecular function (GO): chitin binding; hydrolase activity, acting on carbon-nitrogen (but not peptide) bonds
Source: RefSeq, a predicted model, not a curated record